Molecule: messenger RNA, 883 nt
Organism: Hibiscus syriacus
Lineage: Eukaryota; Viridiplantae; Streptophyta; Magnoliopsida; Malvales; Malvaceae
Product: cyclase-like protein 2
Exons: 7
Coding region: 16-849 (277 amino acids)
Molecular function (GO): arylformamidase activity
Source: RefSeq, a predicted model, not a curated record
AUUCCGUCUUCAACAAUGACUCCCUUCUGCCUCCUCCACCUCCUCCUCCUCCUCUUCUCACCCGCCUUAGCCUCCACCACUGCCACCUCCACAACCCCUUACCCUCCCAUCCCCGGAAUUGGUUCCACCACUGAUUGUGGCCUAUCCGGAGGAGACGAGAAUCCGGUUCCCAUCCGUCGCGAAGUCUACGGUGACGGCAAGAUAUUCGACAUCAGCCAUAGGUACACCGUCGACAUGCCCUCAUGGGAAUCCAAAGACGGAAUAGGACAGUUCCUUUGGUUGCCUAAAAGCAUGAAGAACGGUUCCCUCGCAAAUAAUUCGGAGAUGAAACUUCCCACUCACACCGGCACCCACCUUGACGCUCCCGGACACGUCAUCGAUCGUUACUUCGAUGCCGGCUUUGAUGUCGAUACCCUCGAUUUGGAAGUACUUAAUGGCCCAGCGCUGUUGAUUGAUGUUCCAAGGGAUAAAAACAUAACUGCUGAGGUUAUGGAGUCUUUGAAAAUACCCAAGGGAGUACGCAGAGUUAUUUUCAGAACCUUAAAUACUGACAGGCGGCUAAUGUUUCAAAAAGAGUUCGAUACAAGCUAUGUGGGGUUUAUGAAGGAUGGGGCAGAGUGGUUGGUUAAAAACACUGACAUCAAACUUCUUGGAAUCGAUUACUUAUCUGUUGCUGCCUUUGAUGAUUUGAUUCCAUCUCAUUUAGUUUUCCUGGAAGGGCGGGAUAUUAUUCUUGUGGAAGGCCUAAAACUUGAUGACGUCCAGCCCGGAAUAUAUUCGGUUCACUGCUUACCUUUAAGACUGCUUGGUGCUGAAGGAUCACCAACAAGAUGCAUUCUCAUCAAAUGAUGUAUUCUCCUUGCAACGACGAUGCUAAGGUGAG